AUGGCCUCAGCGCUUGUUCUGGCGCUGCUCUUCCAGCUGCACGCCAUCGAGGGAAAGCUCCUGAGCGUUGCUGUCCUGCCGCACGGAGACUUUGCCUACGAUCCCGGCUUGGUGAAUCGCUCUGGCGGCUCCGUGCAGCUUCAUACCGCGGCUCGGGAGCUGGGGCACGACAUCUCCGAAGAAACGCCGGAGCUGCUGUUUGUGACAACGCCUCAUGGUCUUGAGCUUUCGCAACGAUAUCUCGUAUAUCUCAAUAGCCACAAUGCCGGCGCUUCCCCGCUAGAUGAUAUGCCGCAUGCUGCUGGAAACAGGACUGUUCCGAUGAAUUUCACCAGCCCCCAGAGUCUCGCGAUGCAGCUGUUGGAGCAUCUGCAGAACGAGAAGCUACCAGCAGAAGGGCUGCGAGGCUUUUCAGAUGCCCAGCCGCUGCCAAUUUCCUGGGGCGAGAUACUGCCGUUGAGCUUUGUGCAGAAGGCGCGCGAGGAUCAGGGGCUCGAUCUUCCACCAGUAUUGCUGAUGUCCUUCCCGCUGCGGCGCUUCAACCACUCGGACUCGAUGGUUCCUGAGCUUCUCCGGCUCGGUUCUGCCACUGCAGACUUUUUGGAGGCCUUACCCCAGCGCGUGGUGUGGAUUGUCUCCGCGGACCUGGCGCACACGCACCUCGCUUCUGGCCCUUACGGCUACUGCCCUUGCGCGCAGCCCUUCGACGACGCCGUCGUUCGCUGGGCCAGGGAUCUUCCUUCCGAGUCUGCCGCCGAGGCUUUGCUGCACGAGGGUCGCGGCUGGCAGCGUGCUGGCGCGGCCUCCUGCGGCUUCACUGGGUUGGUGGCUGCGCAUGGGGCCAUGGCCCACAUCUCCAACCUCACCGGCCUUCCAACAUGGAGGGGCCAGGUGUUGGCCUACGCGCAUCCAACCUACUACGGUAUGAUGGUGGCCAGAUUUGAGCGGCAGCUAGGGGUCGUGGUGGUCUAG
Symbiodinium sp. CCMP2592 is the source of this 972-nucleotide messenger RNA. NCBI's taxonomy places the organism in Eukaryota, Dinophyceae, Suessiales, Symbiodiniaceae. The record is from the annotation of a GenBank genome assembly.